GGGUCUUUCAGAGGGGGUGGGGUUGAAGGGGCCUCAUUGAGGAACCGGGAGGAAACAGAAGUGUCUUCUGGGAACUGUAGUUUUCCGCUGCUUUCUUCUCGCUCGGACUACUUGUCCCAAGAUGCAGUUCCACACCCCCGGGCUCCCUAGUUACCGUCGCCUAGCUCUGGAGUCGGGGUUUGGAGGAAGAUUAAAGGCUUAUCAAAAUCUUAGGCAUUGUUGCAGAAGCAAGUCAAGACCUAACUUUUCUCUGGUGAACAACUGUGCAGAUUGUGACAUAUGUCGGUCCAAGAAAUAAAUAGACAUGCAGUUCUUCCGCCUAUCAUGAGAAGAAGUGACAAGGAUUUUUUGGAAAGGAUGCAAAAAUACAUAAUUACCGAAACCGAAAGAGUGGGCUGUAAUGAGGAAGGACCUGCUGAUGAAUAUUACAUCAUAUACCGAAACGUUUUUGAUAAGGUAAUAGAGUAUGUUACUGCAUACAAAUCCAUUCUUACUUCAAUCAAAAAAGAAUACGAUACCUUUAUUGAGACAAUAAAGAAAGGCCAAAGAGCUGCAUUUCAUCUUCAUGGAAAACUUAAAGCUUUGGCAGGAGAGCCCACAACACUGGUAUACUACAGGAAAAGAAUAAUCCAACUUCAAGCAAAGCUGAAGCUUAUUGAAAAUAAUUCCUCAAAGAUUCAAUUGCAAAUAGACAAAAUGAAACAACAUAGGGUGGAGUAUGACAUGAAAGAAGUACAAUAUUGUACUUUCUCAAAAAAUCCUUCACAACCUAUUCCAGGCAUGACUCUCGAAGAAUCUGUCAAUUUAGCUGCUCUCACUAAACACUUGAAACUUCUGGAAGACAAAUAUGCAGAAAUUAAACACAUUAUGUCAGAAAAAUAUGUACCAGCUCAAAGGAAGGCAGAUUUAGAUGAGGAAAUGAUUGCGGUAUUAAAACGGCGAGAUCUAGCAGAAAAUCUGAACAAAGAAUUACAGUUUCGUCAUCACAAACUGCAGAUUAUUUCACAUGCACUUACUUCAUGGUUAAAAUCUGAUAUGAGCAGAUCAUUUCAAGACUUCGUGGAGGAAAUUCAGAAAACUAAAGUUUUACAUGGUGACCACAGCAUUGUUGAGGAACUACUUGAGAUUGACCCGGGCAAGGCCAAAGAAACUGAAAUUUUGCUUUCCUGUACUGAAAGGUUCGAUGAAUUAAUCUCACUUGGUGAAUAUGAAAAGGCAGUUUAUUUUGCAGCAAACAGCCCUAAAGGAAUUCUUCAAAACACUGGGACAAUGAAUAAGCUUAAGGCUGUUGGAAAAACUAAAGGAAAGCCUUUUCCAUUACUCUUAUUUUUUGAGACUAUCUUUAGCACAAGCCAGGCUUUUAGACAUCCUAUAGAUGCAGAACUAACUCUGGAAGGAAUCAAAUGUGGACUAUCUGAAAAACGUUUAGAUUUAGUUGUCAAUUGGGUCACCCAGGAAAGGCUGACAUUUUCUGAGGAGGCUGGGGAUGUGAUUUUUGAUUAUGGGGAGCAGGAUACUUACAACAAGUCCAAGUGCCUGGCUUUAGCUCAGAUUAUCUAUAGUGAAUGUGGUCUGCACAAGAAAGUUCUUCUUUGCCUGUGUAAACAGGGUCAAAUUCAUGGGGCCAUGGAAUACAUACAACAAUUCAAGUUUACUUCUGAUGACCUGAUGCAGCUAAUAAAGUUAUGUCCCCACACUGAGUUAAUUCAGUGUCUCACUAAAGAAUGGAAUGGGAAACCACCAUCUUUAUCUUUCAGUCUUGUUAUACUUCAUCUGUUCUCCGUAGAUAUGAAAAAAGUUGGCGUUAAGCUACUUCAAGAAAUAAAUAAAGGUGAGAAAGAUGCAGUUGAACAUUUUAUGAUAAAGGAUCCAUUUUGCUCCCUAGAAAAAUGGCAAGAAGUGGCAAAUAUAUGUUUACAGAAUGGUUUUGACAAAUUAUCUAAUGACAUCAUGUCCAUUCUACGAUCUCAGGCUGGAGUUACAGAAAUUUCUGAAGAGGAUGAUGUAGUCAACUUAAUGCAACAUGUUUUUUGGUAAUUCUACAUCUUAACCAGUUGAGGGAGCCUGUACAACAUUUUGUGUAUAUUGGUUGGGCAAACUGACUUUGUCAUAACUAACAUAAAUAAAUCUAGAGUAUGAAGGUCU
Molecule: messenger RNA, 2145 nt
Organism: Camelus dromedarius (Arabian camel)
Lineage: Eukaryota; Metazoa; Chordata; Mammalia; Artiodactyla; Camelidae
Gene: CLHC1
Product: clathrin heavy chain linker domain containing 1
Exons: 12
Coding region: 280-2037 (585 amino acids)
Source: RefSeq, a predicted model, not a curated record